Aureobasidium musti is the source of this 1707-nucleotide messenger RNA. The record is from the annotation of a GenBank genome assembly. NCBI's taxonomy places the organism in Eukaryota, Fungi, Ascomycota, Dothideomycetes, Dothideales, Saccotheciaceae.
AUGUCUAUCGUAUCUCUUGCAGAGGGUAGCUUGCCCACUGUUACCAAGGAAGAGUUACACGCUGCUGCCAAAGGAAGAGGCUUUUCCAUCCCAGUCGGCAGUCAAGAUGAAACGGACUUUCUACUGUUGCAAAACAGCUUUGAUGCUGUCGCUUCAGCUGUAGCGGCUUUGCCUGAGUAUAUUGAUCCAAGACUCGAGCCAGUUUCAGUAGAAGGCGGACAGCGUAAGUGGACCAAACCCACUGCAGAAGAGAAUCCCCUCAAUGCUUGGUCGUACGAGGCAUCCUCUCCAGCAAGCACAGUACUUGCCGGGAAGUCUCUUGCCAUGAAAGAUAAUAUUAGUGUGGCUGGAGCACCUUUACGCUUGGGUACUGCUCCUGAGCUGUUCAAAGGUGGAAAACAUGCCAUCAGUGAAAUCGAUGCAACAGUAGUGAAACGCAUCCUUGAAGCCUCUGGUACUAUUGCUGGAACGGCAGUAUGCGAAAACUUCAGCUUGUUCCCUACUUCUGUCUCAGCAGACAGCGGACCAGUUCACAAUGCCUGGGCACAAGGCUACAUGACCGGAGGCAGUAGCUCGGGAUGUGCCUCGCUGGUUUCGGCAAAGGACGUCAAAGACUGGAACGAGAAACACGGCUUGACCUUCAGAACAGACGCCCUCGAGGAAGGAGGCGUAGACAUGGCAAUCGGUGGAGAUCAGGGAGGCUCCAUUCGUGCACCAGCAUCCUUUGGCGGAUUUUAUGGGCUCAAGCCCACUACAGGACUGGUUCCCUACACAGGUAUAGUCUCAAUCCUACCGAUGAUUGACUCGACAGGACCCAUGGCUAGAUCUAUUGAGGACAUUGCACUAUUGCUUGGCGUUAUCGCAGGCUACGAUGGCAUCGAUCCUCGUCAGACGCCAGAGACGCCUCUUCGUCAGGCUGUGCCCGAUUACGCCAGGCUACUCGGCGAGUGGAAAGCAGCCAAGAAGGAGGCCGGUGAGUGGACCGCAUCAGCUGCAGCGAAAGGGCUCCGGAUCGGCAUCCUCAAAGAAGCAUGGGAGAUCGCCGGCCUGAAUACCAACGUGGCCGCGAUCGUCAGGGCUGCAGCGGAGAGAUUUGGUAAGCUCGGGGCGGAAGUUCACGAGGUUUCGGUGCCACUGCAUCUGCUAGGUCCGUCGAUUUGGACCGUUGCAGGUCGCGAGGCUAUUCCCCGAUUCUUCGAGAACAGGGCCUCUGACCUGCUCUCCCAUCCCUUGCCAGGGCUCGAGCCGAACCCGACUGAUCAGACAUUCUACGACAAGUUGGUCUAUAAAAAUCCGGCUGUCAUCAAUGUUGUGCUCAACGCCGAGCACAUGGAAACCAAAUAUGGACCAUCGCUUACACGCAAGGCUCACAUGCUUGUCCAUCAGUUACGCGCCGAGUAUGACAAAGUAUUCGAGAAUGUCGAUAUUUUGAUCACGCCAACCACGCCGACCGUGGCAAACAAGCACUGCAACUAUUCUAGUGUCAUGGAGAUUGCGCAGAAAGCUGUGGGCGUAACGUUGAACACUUCACCUUUCAAUUGCUCUGGGCAUCCUGCAAUGUCGAUCCCAUGUGGCUGGUCAGAGACUAGCGAUGGUGAAGGUAAGCUUCCGGUCGGUAUGCAGCUUGUGGGUAAGAGAUGGCAUGAGAUGGACAUCCUGAAAGCUACUUCUGCUUGGGAGGUUCUAGGCAAAGGACUGGAUUCGUAG